CUCAGCCGGCUUCGCGGUCGCGGUUGACGUCGCUGCCGACGUCGGUGGUCGGCGUUGCCAACCGCUCGUAGUGGUCGCGUUCAUGGUUACCGCAAAAAAUAGUUUAAUAUCUCCGUGUCGUUUGAUUCGAUCGCCAGUCUCAGCCCCCGUGUAUGUGUCCAUGUGGCUGUGCCUCUAAGUCCCUACAUCUGCAUCUGCAUCUGUGUCUGUGUCUGUGCCAGUGGCAGUGCAUCUGUGUGCGUUAGCGUGCGUGUUUGUGUGUGUGCCGGUGGCAAAAAAAAAAAUUUACAAAUUAUCGCCGCAAUUAGAUAGCCCGAAAUCGAAAGAGUCUGGCCGCAAUUUAAUCAUUUUUUUGUAGUGCUUGUGGUGGCAACAAAACAAAAAUACUCGUCGAAAAUAAAAUUCCAACUAAUACAAAGUGCUGGGAGAAAAGAAAGUAGUCAUAAAAACUGGGAAUACAUUGACCAAAUGAGCUGACAAUGAUCGGAUUGAAAGCGUCGACUCUUUGAGGCAGGCAUUGAAAUCAAACCGAAAACCCACGAAACCCGCCGGCAACUGAAUCCACUGAAUCCACUGAGUACUGGCAACCAAAGAGAGGCCCUGAAAUACCUUGUGCCCAGCUAGCAGCUGCAAUAAUGCACAUUUCUGCUGAGGUCAGUUCGACCACCUCAAAUCAAAUACAGCAGCAGCAGCAGCAGCACCAGCAGCAACACCAGCAGCAGCAGCAGCAACAGCAACAGCAGCAACAGUUGUUGCAGCAGCAGCAACAACAGACAGCAACAACGACCACAACGAAGCGGCGGAAUGCUGAGUCUUCUGCCAGCAACAACAAUAACAACACUAGCACAACCAACAACAACAAUAACAACAACAACAACAACAGCACCACAAACAACAACAACAACAAUAAUAAUAAUGUUAAAACAAAGCCCGUGGACACGAGUCCCUACUUGACCCCCGAGAAUCUCAUCGAGCGCACCGUCGACGUCCUGCUAGCCGAACAUCCUGGCGAGCUGGUCAAGACGGGGUCUCCACAUGUGGUCUGCACCACUUUGCCCACGCACUGGCGAUCGAACAAGACUCUACCGAUCGCCUUCAAGGUUUUGGCGCUGGGCGAGGUCAUGGACGGCACUAUAGUGACCAUUAGAGCCGGAAACGAUGAGAACUUCUGCGGCGAACUGAGAAACUGUACGGCCGUGAUGAAAAAUCAGGUGGCCAAGUUCAAUGAUCUGCGCUUCGUGGGCAGAAGCGGAAGGGGCAAGAGCUUCACACUGACGAUUGUCAUCUCGACGAACCCCAUACAGAUAGCCACCUACACCAAGGCCAUCAAGGUGACCGUGGAUGGGCCAAGGGAACCCAGAUCGAAGGUGCGACACCAGGGAUUCCAUCCGUUCGCCUUUGGGCCACAACGUUUCGGACCGGAUCCACUUAUGGCCGGAUUGCCCUUCAAGUUGCCAGGAUUCGCACACCAUCUCGUGGGGAUGCACAGCCACCUGCAUGCGCCCGAUUGGCGCGCCCACAUGGCCUUGGGCGGUCGCCCCGCCGCCUUUACCGCCGCCCCCUUUUUCGGUCACCAUGCGGCCGCUUUUCCCACCGCCAGUGGCCUGCGUGGAUUGAGUGGCGACAACCAGCAGCACCAGCAGCAGCAGCAGCAGCUGGCCACCGUGGGGGCGGCACACAGCACCACCAGUCCGGAGGGAUCGCCGACCACCACCACCACGAGCGGUACCCAGCUGAGCGCCUUUGUUCAGCCGCCAAUGACGUCAUCGCCGCCGCCGGUCACCAGCUUGCAGCACGACAAUAACAACAAUAACAGCAACAACAACAACAGCAGCAGCCACAUAGACGCGGGCUUCGAAAGCGACAGCAUUUCGGUGACAGGAUCGCCGCGAAAGAGCCUCGCCUCCCCCCUCACCCACGACGAGGAGGAGGCGGAAGCAGAAGCGGAAGCGGAUGCGGAUGCGGAGGCUGAGGAGGCGGAGGUGGGCGGUUUGAGUCUGAAUGGCGGCGGCAUUCAGGGCACGCUGCACAGCGAAAGUUCGCCCGGCUCGGGCGGCGCCUUCACCGCUCUCAUUCAACGUAGUGGCAAAAAUCCCACAGAAUUAUUUGGCGGCUUUGCCGGUGGUGCAGGUGGUAACCACUUUGCCCACAGCGGUCACAGUUUCAAUCCCGCGCUGGCCGCCCAACUUUUCCUGCAAAGUCCGCUUUUGCCGCAAUCCAGUCAGUGGCUGUAUACGCAGCUAUAUGGCAGCUACAGUGAUCUCCCCUGGCUGAGGAACGCGGCGGCCGCGGCGGCCGCCAAUAUAAAUCCCGGUCAGGAGAAUGCCGGUGUACCGCCGCUGGGCAGCAAUCCGGAUCACGAUGGCGUUAACCUGAUCAAGCGCUGUGUCACACUGAUAACCCACAAUCCGCCGGACGCGGAAAACGCCAAUCCAAACGCCUCGCCGCCGGUCAGCUCCACCAGGCGAUCGCCCUCGCCCGUGGAAACCAUCGACUUGGACGACGUGAGCACCACAUCGCGCUCGGCCAGCGGCUCCAGUGGCCUGGGCCUGGGCGGCGGAGUGGGCGGAAUGGGUGGAGUGGGCGGUGCAGUGGGACCCAUCAGGACGCGCACACCCAAACCGUCGGCGGAUGUCUGGCGCCCCUACUAGCGGCUGGCGGCCGCCUUGCUCGGCACAUGUCUGGCGGCCCAAGGUCAAGGGGGCGGCGUCGAAGGUCCCGAUGAGCAGGAGGCGGAGCGGGUCACCUAGCUGCUCCACAGCGAGAGGAAAACGGGAAAAUGGGAAAAUGGGAGGAAAAGAGCACAGCAGCGAACUUGUGGUGUUGUGAAUAGUCGCCAUAUCGCAGCUGGCGGGGAUUGCUACUUGAAUUUGUUGAACCAUGGGAAACCCAAACCGAAAUGUUAAUUUUCAAACAUUGUAUACUAUUGCGUACCAAUUGAAUCUCGCAAAUGAAAUGAUAGGAAAGUUUAGCCAGGAACAGGAAUCUUAUGUAAUUCAUGUUUUAAAAAAAAUGCACGCUGAAUAUUUAGCAUGCAUUUGAUGUUAAAUAAGCUCAGAUAUAUGUUCGCUCAUCAACAAUAGAAGGCAAAAAAAAAAAAACAAAAACUGCGCCCAUAAUUUUGAUCAUGUUUUGCGAAUAUAACGUUUAAUUAACAGAAAGUGUGGCAACAAAUCGUUCAUCUAACGAUAGACCACAUAAGUACUUCACAUAUAUCUAUGAUACAGAAUAUCUUGCUCAGAUUACAAAGCCUGUUUUUUAAUUGUAAUUAAAAGUUAUAACAGAUUUCAAGCCAGAAUAUCAAUUAUCAAAUUCAAGGAGCAACACUCGCGUCUAGUAGUUUUGUUUGUUUUUUUAUGGUCAACCCUAAUGUAAGUGGCUCACAUAUCGAAUUUAAAUCAAUUAGCAUGGCCCUAAGAAUCAAAUAUAUAUAUAUAUAUAUAAUUAGUGGAGGCGGGGCUGACAUACAUAAUACACGAAUAUAUACGAGAUCUGUGUAAAUUGAACAUAUAUAUUGCUCUGUAUUUCCCCCACGUAAAUCAGUAUUGCAAAAAAGUAAACAUAGUUCUUAAGAAAAUAACAUUUUUUUUUGCAUGGAAAGAAAAACGAAGAAAUACGAAAACGAAAUGACAUAAUAAUACACAUUUUAAAAUUUAUUAAAAAUAAAUUUAAGCAAAGACAUAAAACCCAAGCACACUGAAUCCACAGACAUACACAAUAACACACCGAUUUGUAUAUAAGGUACUUGAGUAGUGUGCCAAAGAUUCGUUAAUAAAAAUUUCAACUAAAAGUA
Messenger RNA from Drosophila yakuba, 3793 nucleotides. It is a transcript of the gene RunxB, whose product is annotated as myosin-G heavy chain. Gene Ontology annotation, cellular component: nucleus. The transcript has 6 exons. Gene Ontology annotation, molecular function: DNA-binding transcription factor activity, RNA polymerase II-specific; ATP binding; RNA polymerase II cis-regulatory region sequence-specific DNA binding. The record is from RefSeq and is a predicted model, not a curated record. The coding region runs from base 636 to 2651 and encodes 671 amino acids. Lineage: Eukaryota; Metazoa; Arthropoda; Insecta; Diptera; Drosophilidae. Gene Ontology annotation, biological process: regulation of DNA-templated transcription.